AUGAGGUCUCUCAAGACACUGAAAGAGCUUUGUGGAAAUGCUGGGAAAGUUACUCAACCACCUAAAAAUGAUAACAAUUGUAAAGAUAUUUUAAAUAACCUCUGCACAGGCCUCGAAAAUUUUCUCGGCUACGAUAAUGGUAAUUACACCGGAGAGGGAAUUGUGUACUCGGACCUUGACAGGUUGUGCGACGGGGUGAUGGCGUUCUUGCAUGGAGUUCUUGAGAGUGUGAAAGAUGAUGAGAGCGUUACAAAAUAUGAUAAAAAUAAUGUUCCUAAUAUUGAUAAUGUUAUUACCACUUUACAUAAUAAUGUAGGUAAAGGCCGUGAGGCCUUCCCGGACGCCGUGGAUAAGGUGGACGAAAAAACUACGGAUGUCUUCAUGGAAUUUAGUAAGUUUGGUCACACUAGCAUUGUAGAGAAAAUUAAUUCCAUUUUAGGUAAUCAAGAUCGGAAGCUCCAAGAUCAGUUGACCUCGUGGAGGUCAACGCUCACUGAACUAGCAGCACAAUUAGAUUCACUCAUAACUCAUAACGUUAAUGUCUUAGAUCCUGUGUUGCGUGACAAAUUGAUGCAUAAGAUAGAGCCUGUGAAAAGCGCCGUGCAGGUGCUGAGGGAGAGCGCUGGGAAGGGGGAGGUGGCAGAGCAGGUUAAAGCCGUAGAUUAUAGCUUACACGUCCAGUUCUCCAAAAUGUAUAAUGCAUUAUAUGAUCUGAAUAACGCUAAAACACUGCAUUUUAAAGGCAUCGCAGAGGCUUUGGAGACUGCGCAGAACUUCAUGAAUAAUGAGUUUGAUGGGAAAUCUAUAGAUGGUAUAACAUGGUGUUUCGGGCAAUUGAAGAAGGAAGUUAUUGAUGCUUAUAAUAAGCUAUCUAACAAAAAGCAGGAGAUUGCCAGCUUGGUCAGCUUUGCUCGGGCGGAGUUCGAGAUCUUGAAAGCAAAGGUAGGCCAGACAUCUGGAAAAGAUGACACCAUAAAUGGUAAUUGGAAUACGCUUAAAAGUAAGGUCAUAGAAAUUGUCGGGGAUUUGACGGAUAAAGACAAAUCUGUUAAACCCGGAAAUCUUGAAAAAAUUAUUGAGGAAGUAAAGCAGUACGCAUUGAAUUUUGACAAGACUAGGUUCGCAAAUAAAGUGGAACAGUGGAUGAUAGAUAUAUUGAAUAAUAAUGCAGUGGUUAAAGGUUUGCUUGUUGAGUAUGUAACUGUAAAUAAGGGUGAAGGUGGGGUGCUGAAUGGAAAAUUGAAGGAGGGCGGAAAAGAAUUCCAGACAGACAUUAUUAAUCAGAUGGCAGGUGUCAUUAAGAAACAUCUUGAAAGCACGCUUCCGGAAGCCUUAAAAGGCUUUGACAAGCUGGAUGCCCAAAAUAAGAUUGAUGGAAAUGUACAAGAAGUUAUGAAGGCUUGCAAUAAAUUCGUUAAGGACCUUGGAAAUAAAAUUGAGGAUGAUGAAUCAAGGGAUACUGAUGCAUUUGCAAAAAAGAUAGCGGGAGAGAUGGAGACAAGCGUUCUGAAAAAAAUGGAUCACACCCACCAGUCUUAUCUAGACGAAGCCGUGAGAAUAACCUUCACUGCUCUACACUCUGCUGCCAAACUUUUUAGCGAAGAACUCAACAACUUCGUCAUUGCUUCCACGAUCGGCGAAAAAGUGAGGCAGGCUAUAAGUAAAGUCGGGAACAUCGGUCAGGAAUUCAAAAACGAUCCAAGCCAAGCGGAUAGCCGCGGUAAAAAAAUUGAUGAGGCUUUUAAAAUCGUGGAGGCAAGAAUUGGUGAUCUUGGUUCGUUGUUAACACCGCAAAGCCAUACCGGCAAAAUUCCAGAGGCAGUCGAAAAACUUAAAGAAAUUCUUACUAAGCUUGAGAAAAUUCAGAAUGGGACAGACGACACUAAGAGCAUCGAGAAAAUGAAAUGUGAGGCCUCAGAGCUUAUGAAGGAAUUGAAAAGGCAGCUCAACGAGAAGCUUGAAUCGAUUCGCUUUGCCACUAAUUACGCCGAUACGCAUAUCCAAGACACCAUUGAUGCCCUCGAAUCUGUUACCAAAACAGCCCACGAAACCAUUACAACAGCCGUCCACUCCCUCUUCGCCGAGCAGCACAUCGCGGACCUGUCGGCGCUGCAUACGCUGGUUGAGCGAAAAUUGGGGGAGGUGAGAAAAAUAAUUGAUGAAGAUAAAGUGACGGGUGUAAAAGGCCUUUUGAAAAUUAUGUCUGGCGUGUCACUUUAUACGAAAAAUAUAAACCCGGAAGAUAAAGAUAAUUUGCUUAACAAGAUCAAGAAUGCUGUGCCCUCUACAUCUACGAAGCCUACGACACCUCUGUCGGCUGACGAGUAUCGUCAGCAUUUCAAAAACUUAGCCUUCAAUUUCCAAGAUUAUAUUGAUCCGCUGCUACAGUACACUGAAGGCCAAGUAAAAGAUAAUUCGCAAGAUAAAAAUAAUCCUCUUCUCACUCAACAGUCCCUCCAAGUGAAGGGAAUUCAAAAUGCCGUUGAUGAUUUACUCAAACAUCUCAGUCAUCAUGAAGAGAGGCGUAUUGAUAAAGAUACAUCUGUAAAGCGUAUUUACAUUUUUGAUGACUUAUCCACUACACUUCUUAAACAACUCUCCUCUUCCAUCUCCGCCCUCUCCCCCUCCAACAUCCACGGCUUCCACAACCCCCUGCUCCUCGACGCCCUCAAGGCCGGCAUGGACAAAUUCACCCAGCAACUCGGACACGCGUACGUGAACAAAUACUCCGGGAUGAAGUUUGGUCCUUUGACUGAAACUAAAAAAGAUACCACCACUAAUGAACAAGUCCUCUCCACCGAGGGCCGCAACUGCGCCAAGGUCUGCCUGACCAUACUGGAGAUAUUUAGUCAUGAUCUUAAUGAGCUCAAGCAUCAAUGUGAGACGAAUUGGAAGAAUAGAAAGAUAUGCCUUAAGAAUGGCAAUGGAAGCAUCAAUGAUCUCGGUUUAUGUCUGAAGCGUUUCGGUUACGGAGUUCCAUCCAGGGAAGACGUGCAGGACGACGAGUUGAGAUGUUCUAAAUAUAUGAACGGUAAUGAAAUUUUUGCAAAACUUACCAUUCCAACUAUAACCGAACGUGACGAAUACAACGUCAUUAGCACUCUCAAACAUAUCUGCGACAAUCUUCUCAUCUACUACCGUGUUUGCCACUACUCCACAUUACAGUCCAAGACAUAUCCAUCCUCCGUGUACCAAAUGCUUCUGUGGUUGGCAGGCUUACCAUAUAAUCCCGUAUAUGACGACUUGUCACUUAACGGUUUUGGCAGCCUGCUUGAUAAGCCAGAGGAGCAGGACACGGACACUGGCGAUGAGAGUCUGUCUGUCGAUGUCGACAACGGCGACACUGACGAAAGCCGUAUCACUCUCAAAGACGAAAAUGAAGAAUCGCUGGAUGCGUACAAAGAGAAGAUCACAGUUCCAAAACUGUAUGAAGCACUUGCAGAAGCAUGUUCACACGCCCACUCAGUACUCACUUCGAUACUUGGCCACGGCCACGCAGGUGGCAUCUACGCCGUCGACUUCAACACUAACGAAGAUAAAUUCUCGUAUCCUUCUGACAUGAACAGCUUAAUAUGUAUGCUAUUUGAGAUCGUAAAACGCCUUCACGACCAACUUUAUUUCCUGUAUAGACAAUGUAUGCAUGACAGUAAGCUUAGUGGUUGGUCAGACUGUUGGUAUGGUCACGAUAUUGGUGGUACAGCAUGGAAGUGUAAUACCCUCCAAUGCCCCAACCAAACAGGUGACCAAACGACUACCCAAAACAGUAACCAAAAGCACAACCAAACGUGUGACCAAAAGUGUGAGCAAAGUGCUAACUGCGGCCUCAAGUCACCGUUGCAAUCCUUCCUCGAAGAUGGUCUGCAAGGCUUCCUCCCACAUCAGCUUACAAAAUUAGGCUGUGGAGUGGAAUGUUCACUUGGUAGUCACAGAGGUCAACCGUGCAUUACACCGAUGGGUUUCCCAGAUCUCAGCGUAAUGGCCUCUCACAGGCAGACGGGCAAGUAUCUAGAGGAGGUGCUUGCAGAUUUCUGUGGUAAACCAGACAAACCACUUACGCAACUCUGCAGUUAUCUAACAUGUAUAUCACAACGUACUCCGCAGACACUCGGCGACCUGUUUGCUUUUUACUUUAAUUUCCUUGACAAGUGGAAUUCCAACGACGGCCACAAACGUCAUGCCUUCGUUAACGCCGUCCAAAGUGCGAACUUUGGGGAUCCGAAAACAACUCUCGAAAUCGGUCCCAUGUUCAAGACCACAAUUCAUGGUUCUGACAACAAACAUCCCAACGCUGAUCUUAAUUCCUUAUUUAAGUGUGAACAUAACGACGGUGACGCAGCGCUGCCCUGCGGUCCAUACCUUAAGCCAAUUUGCCGUGACAUUUGGAAUACGUUCUCCAGUAAGAACUCCGGCAAAUACCUGUCGUGGAUCGUGUAUCUCACUGAAACGUUUUAUGACCUGUUGAAAAAAUUGUAUGACGACUGCUGUACAACUUGCGACAAGCCGGGCAGCAGAUGCUACGACAAAUGCUGCAGUGAAACAUGUAAAGUAAAGUACACAGAUAAAGAUGGGAACUCCAUUACUCCAUCAAUAAAGGACACACAUACUCCAGACUGCAGUUCCAUUGUCAAAUGCCCGCAUACCUUGCGAACGUUGUCUAUGUAUGGUCUCUAUUUCGGAAGCUCAUGGAGGAUGAGCGGUGAGCGUGGCGAGAAGACCAAGCGCACAUGUAGGGAUCUAUGCAGAGCGCUGGACAGAGUGCUGAGUAAAAAGAAAGAAGACGGCGCGGCGCUAGCAAAGUUAAUAUACGAGACAAUCCCCAAUUUCUUGUGGGCCAUCCUAACACCCUUCUCAUACCUCUUAUUAGCCCUCUGGUCGCUGUCGCUCCUGUACCUGCUGCACAUCGCCGUCGUCCGCCUCGACGUCCUGAGGAUACGCUCCCACCUGAGAUCGCCCGCAAGCCACCGCAUCGCCGCCCAGUCCCUCCUCGCAGCGGCACGCGUCAGGGCACUCGCCAACGUCAAGUACUUCUCACCAUAA
Babesia ovata is the source of this 5037-nucleotide messenger RNA. RefSeq lists its product as uncharacterized. NCBI's taxonomy places the organism in Eukaryota, Apicomplexa, Aconoidasida, Piroplasmida, Babesiidae. The transcript has 2 exons. The record is from RefSeq and is a predicted model, not a curated record. The coding region runs from base 1 to 5037 and encodes 1678 amino acids.